This is a messenger RNA of Zygotorulaspora mrakii, 948 nucleotides long. Its product is annotated as opsin family protein. The transcript has a single exon. Gene Ontology annotation, cellular component: endoplasmic reticulum; plasma membrane. The record is from RefSeq and is a predicted model, not a curated record. NCBI's taxonomy places the organism in Eukaryota, Fungi, Ascomycota, Saccharomycetes, Saccharomycetales, Saccharomycetaceae. Bases 1 to 948 code for a protein of 315 amino acids.
AUGACAGACUACGUCGAGCUUUUCAAAAGAGGCGGUAACCAAGCCAUAAAGAUCAAUCCACCAACAGGUGCUGAUUUCCACAUUACCAACCGUGGUUCCGAUUGGUUAUGGGCUGCUUUUUGUGUUUUCCUAUUAAUGGCAAUGGUCUUGAUCGGUUUAAUGUUCAGAAAACCAGCAAACGAAAGAAUAGUGUACUGCACCGCUAUCGCCCCUGUUUUGUUCAUGUCGAUCAAUUAUUUCACUAUGGCUUCUAACUUGGGUUGGAUUCCAGUACACGCAAAGUAUAACCACGUCAAAAUCGACAAUCAACCGGACCAUCCAGGUACUAGACAAGUUUUCUAUUCCAGAAAAAUUGGUUGGUUUAUGGCUCUUCCAUGGCCAAUCGUUCAAGCCUCACUUUUCGGUAACACCCCAAAGUGGCAAAUUGCUUUCAAUGUUGGUGUUGCUGAAAUCUUUUCUGUUUGUUACUUGAUCGCUGGCUGUGUCUAUUCCACCUACAAAUGGGGUUACUACAGUAUUGGCGCCGCCGCUAUCGUUAUCUGCAGUAUUUCUGUUAUGACCACAACAAGAAACUUGGUUAGAAACAUUGGUAGAGAUGUGUUCUACGUCUUCAACUGGUUCUUUGGUAUUAUUAUGUUCAUUUGGUUGAUCUACCCAAUCUGUUUCGGUCUAUGUGAAGGUGGUAACGUUAUCCAACCGGACUCCGAGGCCGUUUGGUAUGGUAUUCUUGAUAUUAUAUUGUUAGGUUGUGUUCCAUGUUUGUUCAUUCCUUUAGCAAGUUACCUUGGUUUGGAAAGAUUAGGUUUAGCUAACAACGGUAACAAUUUCCAACCAUUGCCAUCAGAAAAGACCAUGAACAGUAUUGCUUCCGCUAGAAACUCUGGUGAAACCGCUGUUUCAACACCAAAGCCAAAACCAGCUAAGAAAUCAAAGAAAUCUAAGAAAUAA